AUGAUGAAUUUCAAGUCCCCAUUGCUGUAUGUAUUGAAUUCUUUGACAACAACAAGUGCUUCAUCAUCUGACAGUCAACCUGUAGUUACAAGAGAAGGAGCUACACUGACCUUUGAGGAGAAUGAAAAAUUACAGUUACUGUUGCAACAAUAUAAUGAGAUAUUUCAGGAACCUCAUGAAUUGCCACCAUUUUGGAGGUAUAAUUAUAUCAUUCCUUUGCUGCCUCAUACUCAACCGGUUAAUAUCACGCCAUAUAGGUAUCCACACUAUCAAAAGGCUGAAAUUGAUAAGUUGGCAGCAGAUAUGUUGUCUUCCUCAAUCAUUCAGCCUAGCACCAGUCCAUACUCUUCUCCAGUGUUCAAGGAUUGGGAUUCCCAUCUUUUACAUUUGGAUGAGGUAUUUCAGUGGCCUAUUGCAGUUUCUGUGAAGGAAUUAAGGAGUUUCUUGGGUUUGACUGGAUACUAUAGAAAGUUUGAAGCUUUUGAGACUUUGCGAAGGGCCAUGGCAGAAGCUCCAGUUUUGGUAUUACCAGAUUUUAGUUUACCAUUUGUCAUUGAAACUGAUGCAAGUAGUUGGGGAAUGGGGGUUGUACUACAACAACAAGGUCAUCCUUUGGCCUACAUUUCUAAAGCUUUUAGGCCUAGAAGCAAGGCAUUGUCUGUGUAUGAGCGGGAGUUAUUAGCCAUCACUUUUGCAGUCACAAAAAAGAGUGUGGAAAACAAAGCUGCUGAUGCCCUUUCCAGGAGACCUGAUAGGAAUGGCCAAUCUGCAACUCUUUCUUGUUGUCCACUUCAAUCUACCAAACUUUCUACUUGGAUGACCAACCUUAUUCAUAGCUAUGUUGGUGACUCCAAAGCUACUACUGUAAUACAACAGGUUUCUUUGCAUAAUUCAGCUGUAGAUGGCUAUCAAUUGAAACAGGGGGUCCUUUAUUAUCAUAAUAGACUAUAUGUGGGUAGUUCCACUGAUUUGAGGCACUCCUUGAAGCUAUCUCCUAAGUACUAUGGGCCUUAUCAGAUCAUUGCUAAGUAUGGUACAAUAGCUUAUAAGCUAGUGCUGCCUCCAACUUCUUCCAUACACCCUAUAUUCCAUGUUUCAAUGCUGAAGAAGAAAUUGGGGAAUAAUGUGACUCCAUUAGUUGAUCUGCCAACUAUGAAUGAAGAACAAGUGGUUGUGGCACCUGAGCAAGUUCUGCAAACUAGAACCAUUACUAGAGAUCAGCAAACUGUGUUGCAAGGGUUGAUUAAAUGGUAG
Molecule: messenger RNA, 1254 nt
Organism: Hevea brasiliensis (rubber tree)
Lineage: Eukaryota; Viridiplantae; Streptophyta; Magnoliopsida; Malpighiales; Euphorbiaceae
Exons: 5
Coding region: 1-1254 (417 amino acids)
Source: RefSeq, a predicted model, not a curated record